Molecule: messenger RNA, 1779 nt
Organism: Ostreococcus tauri
Lineage: Eukaryota; Viridiplantae; Chlorophyta; Mamiellophyceae; Mamiellales; Bathycoccaceae
Product: unnamed product
Exons: 1
Coding region: 1-1779 (592 amino acids)
Molecular function (GO): glycosyltransferase activity
Source: RefSeq, a predicted model, not a curated record
AUGUCCCGCAGACCCUUUCCAGGCGCCCCCACGUCCCGCCGAACCGCCCGCGGCGGGAUCACGACCACCGUCGUCACCCUCUUCAUCGCCGGCGUCGUGUACGGACUCGUGAGAGAGCGCGUGACGCCGGAUUACUCGCCCGAUCAUAUUCAACGACCUAGGAACGGACAUCUCUUUCCUUCCGCGCACGUCGACGACGGCGGACUCGACGGCGAGGCGUACGUCCGAGAGCGCCUGGCGGAGAAGAUCCACGAGCACGAGAAAGAGGAGGGUGAGCGAAGACGAGCGCGCGAGAGGGAGGGAGCGAAGAUGACGAAGACGAAGACGAAGACGAAGACGACGGCGACGGAGCGACAGACAUCGAGCCAUUCGCGGACGUCCGUGAGCGAGAAGAAGAAGGUGAUUCCGUCGAACGCAAUCGUAAGGAGCGAUGUAGCGCAGUGGGAUGGGUACGAGGCGGAUGAGUGGAGACGAAUUCGAGACGCGGAGGCGCCGGAUGACGAGUGUCACGAGUUGCCGCUGAGCGAUUACUGGGGACCGUCGCCUGUGGGCACAGCGAGUGACGUCGGUGCGGUGAAGAGCGCGCGCGAUUGCUGUGAGACAUGCAAGAAGACGGCUGGAUGUCAGUUUUGGAGGCACGAUCCCGUGAAACCGAGCGAGUGCUACACGGGCAAGCUGAUGAAUGAUUAUCUGCCGCCGAUGUACGGAGAAGAACACAAAAAGUUGACAACGACGGGCGUGUUGUAUCCAAAGAUACCGAAGUACGACGCCGAGAGCACUGAUUUGAAGACAUGUCUGCAUACCAUGAUCACGAGUAACGGCGCGGCGUACAUGAACUGGCAGACUCGAGUCUUCUACCAGACGUGGAAGAAAGCUGCAAGCGAGAAGGAUAGCAUCCUGAGGCACUUCACGCGAAUAUUACAUCGAACGACGGAUGAUGAGCUGAUGGGUAUGAUUCCAACAUGGCGCGCCGUUCCAACGCAUGCAGAGUGCGACACCUUUUGUGACUACGCCGUGAAGGACCGCGCACGUGCGAUUGCGGAUUGGAUGAAAACGGAUGACUCCAAGAGAUGCUCGCACAUCCUCAUGGCGGAGACGGAUUAUCUGUUUAUUAGAAGUCCUCCGCCGAGCGUUCUUCUCUCAAAGGGUUACUCGUACGGCUUUCUUUUCGGAUAUAUCGUGCCGUCUCAUCCCACCGCGAAGAACGCGUCAAAGGUCCUUCACGACGAGGAGAAAGACGGACCUUUGCGGGAGGUAUAUCAGACGGGGAACGCUCCGCAAUCUAUUCAUAGAGACGACUUAGAGCGCGUCGCCCAGGUGUGGGCGGAGAAGGUUGAGCUUGGCGAGACGAGUGACGUGGUGAAGAAAGAUUUCGGUUGGGUGCGCGACAUGUACGCCUGGUCCUUCGCGGCGGCAGCGGUGCGACCGAAGCUGCAUUUCGAGCUACCACCGGUGCCGUUUCAGAAGCUAGUGAUUCAACCGCCGGCGGACAUCACAAUUGGUCAGGCUUCGCUGAUGCACUAUACGUGGGGUGCCAUCGUGAGCGAUAAGGAUGAUAAAAAGCUGUGGUCAUUCGACAAACGGGAGUACCAGGGAAGGUGGGACUCGCUGAGGAAAAUUGAAACGCCUCCUCCGUGGGAAGCAGAGCGAGGAUUCAAGCUCCAAGAUGGUAAGGUAAUGCAGGAGUCGCAGUAUAAGAUAUUGCAAGAGAUGAUUGAGAUUUUCAACUCAGCCAUAGACGUCAUCUUGACGAACGACGCGGCGAAAAAGACGAGUUAG